UUUUGCUUUUGAACUUUUUUUUAUUCUGAACGAUCAAGGCAGGCACCAGAACGCCCCUGACCCUGAGACUGGUAUGAGAUCUCAAAUCAUUCUUCUCUCCAUUGCUAUCUUAAACCCAAACCCCAAGAGUGUCUGCAAAAUCCAUGGCAGAUGCUCACGUAAUACACUUCCAAACAGAACACCAACCUCCACCCCACACCCCUCUUCUUGAUGAUGAUGAUACUAAUAAUGAAAAUAGUAACAGUAAAUCAACUCCUAAUCACAAUCCACAACAACAAAACCAAGGGAUUAGUAUUCCAAACCAAAACAUCAAUCAAGCACUAGAAAAGCUUGAAGCAUAUCUAUCAUUUCUGGGAUUCAAUCAAUCUUCUCUUAAGAGUUUUCUGCUAUCAUGGGCUGCUUUUUUGCUGAUUGGUGUCUUGCUUCCGGUAGCACUACUGGAGCUGUCCCAAUGUUCAGGGUGCGACAAGUACCAGAUUAGGGAUUUCGAGCUUGAUAUUGUGGCAUCACAGGCCUGUCUUGCGGCUGUUUCUUUGAUUUGCUUAUCGCAUAAUUUACGCAAGUAUGGUAUUAGAAAGUUUCUCUUUGUUGAUCGUUUUGGUGGCCAUAUAUCUCGCUUUUCCCUUCUCUACAUUCGACAGAUUAAGGAUUCUUUACGCUUGCUGAUCCUCUGGUCGCUGCCAUGUUUCAUUCUGAAAGUUACGCGUGAAGUCAUCCGCGUCUCGUAUGUACGUCAUGAAUCAUGGUUGAUGUCUACUGCUGUUUUAAUUGGUCUGAUUAUAUCCUGGAGUUAUGUGAGUACAAUAUCUUUAUCAGCCAGCAUUUUGUUUCAUCUAAUCUGCAAUUUGCAAGUAAUUCACUUUGAAGACUAUGCAAAGCUGCUGGAAAGGGAUUGUGAUGUUUUGGUUUUUAUAGAGGAGCACACCCGUCUGCGUUAUCAUCUCUCUAAGAUAAGUCAUAGGUUCCGAAUCUUUCUUAUUCUCCAGUUCUGUGUUGUUACAGCUAGUCAAUUUGUGACUCUAUUCCGAAUCACAGGCUAUCGUGGAAUUAUUACUGGUAUAAAUGGCGGUGAUUUUGCGGUUUCCUCGACUGUCCAGGUUGUUGGGAUAAUCCUUUGCUUGCAUGCUGCUACAAAAAUAUCCCAUAGAGCCCUGGGUAUUGCAUCCAUAGCAAGUAGAUGGCAUGCGUUAGCAACAUGUGGUCAAAAUGAUACAUCUCAACUGAGAGUUUCAAACAGUACGGGGAACUUAGAAGCUGCGAAUCUACAAAACUCAGCACGGAUAAAUUAUUCUGAAAGCGAUUUAGAGUCAUUUGAUUAUAUUGCAAUGCCUACAAAUAUGCAGUUGGCAUCCUACAUGACCUCAUAUCACAAAAGGCAAGCAUUUGUGCUAUAUUUGCAGAACAAUCCUGGGGGAAUAACUAUUUUUGGCUGGACUGUCGAUCGAGGACUUAUUAACACAAUCUUCUUCAUUGAACUCUCUCUAAUUACCUUUGUUCUUGGAAAGACAAUAGUUUUCUCUUCUUGAUGAAAAUCCCCAUGACAGGAGCACUCUAAAGAUCUAUUUCUUCCACAACUUUGCUGUCGAGAAACCCCUCCAGUAACCACCAAGACGAACCCAUCACUGCUCCCAGGGUUGACCCUUGAUGGGUUCAGGGAGUCCAUUUGUUGAUUAGAUCCCAUCGCCCGCUUCUGGCAUCUGAUUGGUAUCCACGAAUAUUGAAGCGGCGAAUCGGAUGAUAACCAAGGAUGCCUGCAUGUCAUAGCUUACAAGGGAGGUGGAGAGAGACAACGUGUCUCCGCGUUUAGUGUAAUUUCCGAGUUACAAGCUCGUAUGCCAUUCAGAUGAUGUUUUCUGGAUAACCUGAAAACAAACCCAUACCUCGGCUGCUAGUAGUCUCUGUCGAAUUAUGCAGCGAGUCAAGAUAUUAAACGUGUCUCCGCGUUUAGUGUAAUCUGUGAGUUACAAGCUCCCGGAAUUAUGUAUUUUUUGUAUGUCGUUAAUGUUCUGUGCAUGAAUCA
Populus nigra (black poplar) is the source of this 2020-nucleotide messenger RNA. RefSeq lists its product as uncharacterized. Bases 144 to 1526 code for a protein of 460 amino acids. The transcript has 4 exons. The record is from RefSeq and is a predicted model, not a curated record. Lineage: Eukaryota; Viridiplantae; Streptophyta; Magnoliopsida; Malpighiales; Salicaceae.